GGAGAGCCCAGCUGCCAUCUCCUGUGGAGCCAGAGCUCAGCCUUGCUCUGUCCCUGCCAGCAGCCACCUUCUGCCCACCGCCCAGCACCACCUCUGUGACCACCCAGCACCACCUCUGCCACCAUGGUGCACUGGACAGCCGAGGAGAAGCAGCUCAUCACCAGCAUCUGGGGCAAGGUCAACGUGGCCGAAUGCGGCGCCGAGGCCCUGGCCAGGCUGCUGAUUGUCUACCCCUGGACCCAGAGGUUCUUUGCCUCCUUCGGGAACCUCUCUGGUGCCGCUGCCAUCUCUGGCAACCCCAAGGUGCAUGCCCAUGGCAAGAAGGUGCUGACCUCCUUUGGAGAGGCUGUGAAGAACCUGGACAACAUCAAGGGCACCUUUGCCCAGCUGUCUGAGCUGCACUGUGACAAGCUGCACGUGGACCCUGAGAACUUCAGGCUCCUGGGUGACAUCCUGAUCAUCGUCCUGGGUGCCCACUUCGGCAAGGACUUCACCCCUGAGGCCCAGGCUGCCUGGCAGAAGCUGGUCCGUGCUGUGGCUCACGCCCUGGCCCGCAAGUACCACUAGAUCCAAGGUGGCCAAGGGCCUCCAGCAGCCUUGAGAUGUUCCUCUGGAGCCCACAGCUUCCUACAGUCAAAUAAAGCUCAGCCUUGGCAAGCCUCUACUGAGUCCUUCGUGUC
Indicator indicator is the source of this 680-nucleotide messenger RNA. Its product is annotated as hemoglobin subunit beta. NCBI's taxonomy places the organism in Eukaryota, Metazoa, Chordata, Aves, Piciformes, Indicatoridae. The record is from RefSeq and is a predicted model, not a curated record. The transcript is spliced from 3 exons. Gene Ontology annotation, cellular component: blood microparticle; haptoglobin-hemoglobin complex; hemoglobin complex. The coding region runs from base 124 to 567 and encodes 147 amino acids. Gene Ontology annotation, molecular function: haptoglobin binding; peroxidase activity; oxygen carrier activity. Gene Ontology annotation, biological process: hydrogen peroxide catabolic process; oxygen transport.